AGAACUCUCAAAUAACAAGAACUGCACUCGGCCGGGCCUGGUCGCAAGAUUGUAAGUUGGCGCACCGCACCUUCCGGACAGCGCAAGAAAAGCACCCCUAGCCGCCUGAGGAAGACGGAACGCCCAGACCCGCAAUUAAGGCCGGCGACGAUGGCGGCGGUUCGGUGCGCGGCGAGGAAGCUCGGUUGCUCCCUGCUCCAGCGAACGCAGGCGGCGGUCAUGCAGGAGGGACGCCUGCUCGCGCCAAGCAGGCUCAUGCGCUCCCGCCAGCUCUCCAGCGAGGCCUCCAGCGAGGAAAAGAAAGUGGAGCUCCGCAAACUGGUAUCUAAGGCGAUGCAAAAGAGAGUGGAGCUGCUUGGUGAGCCUGAAAUGCGGCUACUACUCCAGAGAAUUUCUCUACCAAAAGGCACUCCAAAACCACAUGCCACUCCCUGGACCUGGGGGCGGUUCGCUACAAGGUUAAAGUGUUAUAUGGAGGCAGCUGCCAAUCUGACAGUCUUCCUUGCGGUUACUGCUUAUGUAGUUUGUGUCAAGGGCGACAGAGGGGUACAAGAACAAGUCCAGGGCGUUAACGAGGAAAACCAGUGAAGACGGGAUAAAAAAUGAGAACCGAAGAUGGCCGCAGCUUGUUUUCAGUUAAAUUAUGAUGACCUGCAGUUUGGCUAGCUAUGGUUGUGAUGUUGCGUGACAUGGUAUGUUAUUGUAUCUCUAUCUAUCCGAGUUGUUAAUCGUGGCUUG
Messenger RNA from Triticum aestivum (bread wheat), 738 nucleotides. RefSeq lists its product as uncharacterized. The transcript has 4 exons. NCBI's taxonomy places the organism in Eukaryota, Viridiplantae, Streptophyta, Magnoliopsida, Poales, Poaceae. The record is from RefSeq and is a predicted model, not a curated record. The coding region runs from base 151 to 588 and encodes 145 amino acids.